CCAAAGCAAACAGCCUGUAGCUUCUCGCCUUCUCCUGCUGUUGCUUUGUACUGCUAAGCUAGGCUAAGCUAAAAACUUGUUGGCUAUGGGCAGCUUGCCACUCGACGCGCCAGUGCAGCCACUGGACCCCGAGGCCUUCGCCGGCGACUCGCGCGCCGUCGUGGACUUCCUCGCCGAGUACUACCGCGACGUCGACAAGUACCCGGUCCGGGCGGCCGACCUCGAACCGGGCCGUCUCCGCAAGCUGCUCCCGGACUCGGCGCCGGAGCAUGGCGAGCCGUUGGAGGACGUCCUCGAGGACGUGCGGCGGGACAUCCUGCCGGGGCUCACCCACUGGCAGAGCCCUAGCUUCUUCGCCUACUUCCCCAUGAACGCCAGCACCGCCGGCUUCGCGGGGGAGAUGCUGUCCGUCGGCCUCAACGUCGUGCCCUUCCUGUGGGCCGCGUCGCCGGCCGCUGCCGAACUCGAGGGCGUGGUGGUGGACUGGAUGGGCCGGCUGCUCGGCCUGCCAAGCCGGCUACUCUUCUCGGGCGGCGGUGGUGGCGUCCUGCAGGGGAGCACGUGCGAGGCCGUGGUCUGCACGCUCGCCGCCGCGCGGGACCGCGCGCUGGCCAAGCUGGGACACGAGGCCAUCAUGAAGCUGGUGGUCUACACCUCCGACCAGACGCACGCCACAUUCCAGAAGGGCGCGCGGCUCGUUGGCAUCCCGCCGUCCAACUUCCGCGUCAUUCCGACGUCGGCGGCCUCCGGGUACGGCCUUACCGCCGACGCCGUCCGCGCCGCCGUCGAUCGCGACGUCGCCAGCGGCCUUGUGCCUCUGUACCUGUGCGCCACGGUGGGCACGACGGGGCUCGGCGCGGUCGACCCCGUGCGCGAGCUCGGGGAGGAGGCGCGGCGCCACGGAAUGUGGCUGCACGUAGACGCCGCGUACGCCGGCAGCGCGGCCAUCUGCCCGGAGUUCCAGGGCUACCUCGAUGGCGCCGAGCUCGCCGACUCAGUGAGCAUGAACCCGCACAAGUGGUUCCUCACCAACAUGGACUGCUGCUGCCUGUGGGUUGCAAGCCCCCGUGACCUAACCUCAGCGCUGUCCACCGAUCCGGAGUACCUCAAGAACGUGGGCACAAACGGCACGGGGAAGCCGGCCGCCAUAGACUACAAGGACUGGCAGAUCUCCCUAUCGCGCCGAUUUCGCGCCAUCAAGCUCUGGGUCGUGCUGCGACGAUACGGUGCCGUCGGGCUGCGCGCGCACAUCCGGCGCCACGUCACGGCAGCGAAAUGGUUUGAGCGGGCGGUGGCGGCGGACGAGCUCUUCGAGGUGGUGGUUCCGAGAAGGUUCUCUCUCGUGUGCUUCCGCCUCCGGGAAAGGUUCGUGGGGGAUGACGCGGUGGACGACGUGAACCGGGAGCUCCUCGCGGCGGUGAACGAGAGCGGGCGCGCGUUCAUGACCCACUUCGUGGUGGACGGCAAGUUCGUCAUCCGGCUCGCCAUUGGCGGCGCCUCGACGGAGCUCCGGCACGUCAUGGACGUGUGGGAGCUGCUGCAGGCCAAGGCCGAGGAGGUUCUACAGCGUUAUCAGCUCUAAUAAUGGGCUCUUCACUCUCCAGCGUUUGCGAGCAGUGAGCGACAAGCAUGCAUGCUUGUAUGCCGGCCUUCACAUUAUUCUCUUAUUGAACUGUUUCCUUAUUGAACUGUUUCCGGCGCUAGGCCAUAAAAGAUUUAUGCUGGGGCUACAAGUGGUCACCCGUCAGCAAUCUUGAGCUAGCACAAAUACCAUAUGUCCUGACGGGCGUCUGUGCUGGCGGGUGGUUACAGGAAUAUGUACAUCACCCGCCAGCACAGAUGGUUCCAGGAAUAUGUAUUUUCCCAUUCAAUAUAUUAUUUUCCACGAGUUA
Setaria italica (foxtail millet) is the source of this 1892-nucleotide messenger RNA. Its product is annotated as tyrosine decarboxylase 1. The coding region runs from base 86 to 1582 and encodes 498 amino acids. Lineage: Eukaryota; Viridiplantae; Streptophyta; Magnoliopsida; Poales; Poaceae. The transcript has a single exon. Gene Ontology annotation, molecular function: pyridoxal phosphate binding; carboxy-lyase activity. The record is from RefSeq and is a predicted model, not a curated record. Gene Ontology annotation, biological process: amino acid metabolic process.